UCGAAAACUUUCUCACACAAAACUUUCAGAAUAGAAAUUCACAUGAUCUACAGUACAAUAUAGUAGUUAGAUGUACAACAUUAUGCUGAAUUUACUUUUUUUAUUGUCGGGUAAAAUAAUUAACAAGUAUGGUAUGCUUCAGUAGAGAAAAGGAACGAUAAAUUGAUACAUGAUACCACAAAGAUUUUUUCAUUAAUCUAUUUUUAGAAUAAGGGGAUUUCCGAAUUAAAUGCGGAGGAUUUCCAGUUGAACUUGAACUUGUGAAAGUAUGAAUAAGAGGAUUAUCAGUGUUGGAACUUGAACAUUUUUACUUCUAAACACCAGGAAGAUUGAAUUAUAUGAGAGAAACUAGACAAUGUGAAAAUUUAAGUGAAAACUUUAAAAAAAACCCAAAAAACUUACAAUGAUUGAGUUUGAAUCUUUACAAAAUCAUAACAAUAUUAAUCAGACAGAAUUAACAAGAGGAUUAAUUACGAUUGACGGUGAACUUGAAUCAGAUGAUAUCAAAUCGUUAAAAUUCCUCUGUCAAGAUCACAUAGCACAGAAAACGUUAGAAAAAAUUAAAGAUGGAAUUCAAAUUUUUAACGAACUUGAAAGACUUGGAAAAAUUGACACUUCACGAGGGGAGGUGGAUUACCUGUUGGAAUGUUUAUGUAGAUGUCAUCGUAUCGACUUAAUCAAGAAAAUGGGAUUUAAUCAAAUACAAGUAAAGAAUCGAGUGGAAAGUGGACGUUCUAAUUUUUCACCUUUUAGAUUAUUGCUGUUUGAAAUUGCUGAAGAAAUGGAGACUGCAGAUUUGAAGACAGCUCUUUUCACCUUGUCCUCAGUAAUUCCUCGAUCAAAACACGAUAAAAUCAAAUCCAUCUGUGAUGUUUUUAUCCAGCUUGAGAGAUCUGGUGAUUUAUCUCCCCACAAUGUAGACGUAUUGUACAAAUUGUUGAAGAUGAUGGAUCGAGGAGAUUUAGUGACCAAAGUCAGAGCCUAUCAAGGAGCUCAACCAACAGGAUGGAAUACAGAGAUAGGAUAUGGACCAGUAGAUGAAGGACAGGUACCCAGAACAGUUGAAACAGCAAUGGAACCAGAAUACCACGGUGAAGGUCAAAUUCGUCCUGCUAAUACAGCGGAACGACAGAGACCUACACAAAUACCUCCUGCUAAUACAGUGGAACAACUGAGACCUACACAAGCUACUGAGGGUUCAGUACAAUUUUCAGGCAACCAGUUACCAUUACAUUUAGAAGAAUUCCAAAAUUCAACUGCAAGUGUUAAUAGAAGCGUAAACGACAAUCAAGGUGUUAAUCCAAGUCAGCCAGGAACGGUAGACAUUCAAGGUCAAGGUCAAAACAAACAUAGUAGAACAGAUCCUAAUAUGGAUGAUUACAUGCGUAAAAGAAUUAAAAUUCAAGACCGAGAAAAUGACAGAUCUAGAGUUGUUCCAAGUGUCCAUGAGAAUCCAGUAUUAUUGGGUUCACAGCAAGAACAGCCAUCACCUGGUAUCCACCCAUCUGUAAGAGGUGUUGGGAACCAGACACCAACUGAACCUUCACCUUUUUAUAGAACUGGAACAAGUAGUGAGGUCCCAGUCAAUCAUCUGGUACAUCGUAAUGAUGUCAUUACAGAGGAGCAAUCCCCUGGAGACAGUGGGUUAACAGCAGGAACUGUGUCGGUGUCAGACAGAAGUUCACAAGAAAUAAGUUCAGGAGAUAUACCACUUUCAUUAACUGAAAGUAAACUGGUUGAGCUUUCUGAAGUCAUAGCAAGAAGAGAUGAUUGUACUUUACUGGCUUCAGCAUUGAUGAUUGAUUAUGACCAGACAUCUCAAAUAAUGCAGGCAAAUCCAACAAAUGUGCUGAGAGUGCAUGGCUUCCUUAGACACUGGUUUAUUGAACAGAGAAAAAGAUUUGGUACCAGUCCAAGUGCAGAUGGUCUCUUAAAAGCUUUUGAAAGAUUAGGAUUUACAGAUGCCAUUGAAGAGUAUGUUCGACUCAGUCGUGAACCUGAAUCUGAGUUUGAGGAAGGAUCUGAGAAUCUUGCUAUACGAUCAGACAGAAGUGGGAAUCAAGAGGAGAAUUUUAAUGUCUCAUCAGGAGAAGCUAGAGUGUCUCAAGGAAAUGAGGACACAGAUUUCAGAGCAGCCACACCCCCUAUCAAUCAGUCAAGUUCAGGAGCACAAGUUGGUCCAAGUUUGAAUCCUCUAAUUAACCAGAGCAUACGACAACCAAAUCGACAGGAUGAUGUCAUUGUCAGACAAAUGGAAGCUGUCGCCAUUGAUGAUUCUGCUAUGCCUUUUUAUAAGAUGAAUGCCAGACCUAGAGGUUUAGCCAUAAUAAUAAACAACCAGCAUUUCCAUAAGAUCAGAAAUGACCAAUCUAGUAAGGAGAUGCCAGCACGAACUGGUACAGAAAAAGAUGCAGAAAAACUUGAUUACAUUUGGAGGAAGUUAGGUUUUGAGGUACGCUUGUUCAAUGAUGUGGACUCAACACGAAUGAAUCAGAUCAUGGUAGAAACAGGCUUCCUCGACCACUCAAAUUAUGACUGUCUUGUGGUGUCAAUAUUGACACAUGGAGUCCUCGGCCAUGUUUAUGGAGCUGAUGGUCGGAUAGUAAGAAUCAGUCAGUUAACCAGCGUUUUUUCUGGAAGAAGAUGUCCGUCUUUGGCAGGAAAACCGAAGUUGUUCUUCAUUCAAGCUUGUCAAGGAAGAGAAAAACAAGAAGGGCAUGCCAUUGAAACAGAUGCUGGAGGAAGUAUGCCAGAACAGGAUUUGAAUGUUGACAGACCAAGGGAGUUAAUCCCUGAUGAAGCUGAUUUCCUGUUAGGAUAUGCUACUGUUCCCGGCUAUGUGUCCUACAGAAGUAGAUCACAGGGGAGCUGGUAUAUCAAUAAGUUAUCACAGAAUCUGGAUAAAUAUGCUUAUCAGCACGACUUGCUGAGUAUUCUGAUUAAAGUGAAUGAGGAGGUUGGUAGAGCGACAGCAAACAUUGACAAUGGAGCAUACAAACAGAUACCUGCUCCUAUGUUUACGCUGAGGAAAAGAAUCAUAUUCCGAUAAAUUAUAUUUUUGCAAAUAUUGACAAUACAUUUAGUGCAUGCAAACAGAUUCUUGCACCUUUGUUUGCUCUAAUGAAAGAAUCAUCUUCCCAUAAAUCAAAUUGUUGUAAAAAUUGAAAAUGGGGCUUUCAAAUACAGAUUCCAGCACCUUCGUUAACACUGAGGA
Messenger RNA from Mytilus trossulus (common blue mussel), 3214 nucleotides. RefSeq lists its product as uncharacterized. Gene Ontology annotation, biological process: regulation of apoptotic process; proteolysis. NCBI's taxonomy places the organism in Eukaryota, Metazoa, Mollusca, Bivalvia, Mytilida, Mytilidae. Bases 404 to 3049 code for a protein of 881 amino acids. The transcript has 12 exons. Gene Ontology annotation, molecular function: cysteine-type endopeptidase activity; protein binding. The record is from RefSeq and is a predicted model, not a curated record.